GACGCGGCAUGCGGCGCCCCACGUUGCUGAGUCGGUGAUUCAUUGUGGAGAGAAUGGCUGGAGUUUACCGACCGAGACGAGCACAAAACAACAAAUUCAUGGAUUAACACACCGUAAAACACGUCCAUACGUUACUCAAGGCGAGCUGAGCGACCAUGAAGCUGCUUCAUAAGGACAUUGAGAAGGAUAAUGCGGGUCAGGUGACACUGAUACCUGAGGAGGCAGAGGAUAUGUGGCACACCUACAACUUACUGCAGGUGGGCGACAGCCUGAGAGCCUCCACCAUCAGGAAGGUGCAGACGGAGUCGUCCACAGGCAGCGUGGGAAGCUCGCGAGUCCGCACCACCCUGACCCUCUGCGUGGAAACCAUCGACUUUGACUCGCAGGCCUGUCAGCUCAGGGUGAAAGGCACCAACAUCCAAGAAAACCAGUAUGUUAAGAUGGGGGCCUAUCACACUAUUGAACUGGAGCUUAAUAGGAAGUUCACUCUAGCCAAAAAAGUCUGGGACAGUGUGGUGUUGGACAGAAUCGAGCAGGCAUGUGACCCCGCCCAGAAAGCAGACGUGGCUGCAGUGGUGAUGCAGGAGGGCCUGGCCAACCUGGUGCUGGUGACCCCUGCCAUGACUCUGCUGAGGGCCAAAGUGGAGGUCACUAUUCCCCGCAAGAGGAAAGGCAGCUGUGCCCAACACGAGAAGGCGCUGGAGCGAUUCUACGAGGCUGUGAUGCAGGGUAUUCUCAGACACUUCAAUUUUGAAGUGGUCAAGUGCAUCCUGGUGGCCAGUCCAGGCUUCGUUAAGGACCAGUUCAUGACCUACCUCUUUAAAGAGGCAGUGAGGCAAGACUGCAAAGUGCUGCUGGAGAACAGACCUAAAUUCAUGCUAGUGCACUCCUCUUCUGGACACAAGUAUUCUCUCAAAGAGAUCCUGUCUGACCCAGCGGUAACAAGUCGUCUCUCCGACACAAAGGCUGCAGGGGAGGUCAAGGCUUUAGAGGAUUUCUACAAGAUGCUGCAGCACGAACCUGACAGAGCCUUUUACGGACUUGCACAUGUGGAAAAGGCCAGUGAAGCUUUAGCCAUCGACAUUUUGCUGAUCAGUGACAAAUUGUUCAGACAUCAAGACAUAGCCACCCGGAACCGCUACGUCCGGCUUGUGGACAAUGUGAAGGACAACGGAGGGGCCGUCAGGAUAUUCUCAAGCUUGCACGUGUCUGGAGAACAACUGAAUCAGCUUAGUGGUGUGGCGGCCAUCCUGCGAUUCCCCAUUGCUGACCUCUCAGAGGCCGAGGAGGAGGACAGCAGUUCUGAUGAUGAGUGACCACUGUAAACCUGCUUUUUACAGGCAGCAGACACGUAGAGAACCAUCUUGCGCUGAAAACAAUACCAAUUGUAACAUCACAAAGGGUUUAUACAGCCUUUUCACCAUUACAACAUAAGUACCGUGCCUUUAACACCCAUAAUUGUAAUAUUGGUUAUUAGUUAGGGGCCCAAGCACCAUUUGCCUACAUGAUGGGCUGAUAUAUCAGUGGGUACCACCACCACACUGUGCAUGCAUGCAGUAGUUUUUCAAGAAAGUCAUCAGUGGUAUCAUACGUGAUCCAAGAAAUACCAUUACAUCACAGUGAUUCUGCAAGAUGUUCUAGGACAUGGACAUUCGUGCACUUGCUUGUGGAUUAAGGAUGGUCUGUGAUGAACCGUCUUGCAACACACACAGCAAAAACACAGAACGAUACAAAAAAAACAUGAGACAACAUUAUCAUUAUCAGGGGGCUGUUGAUCUUCUAGACUUUUUGAGUGCCAAAUAAGAAAGAAAUGGCACUAAUAAUUAUAUUCACCAAUUUAAUUUUGAAAUGUAGCCUUCUUUUCAAUCUGAGUGUACAUAAUAUUACAUUACGUUCAAUAAAACAGCUGCAGAGUUUCAAUCA
Molecule: messenger RNA, 1923 nt
Organism: Pygocentrus nattereri (red-bellied piranha)
Lineage: Eukaryota; Metazoa; Chordata; Actinopteri; Characiformes; Serrasalmidae
Gene: pelo
Product: pelota mRNA surveillance and ribosome rescue factor
Exons: 13
Coding region: 156-1316 (386 amino acids)
Biological process (GO): nuclear-transcribed mRNA catabolic process, non-stop decay; nuclear-transcribed mRNA catabolic process, no-go decay; RNA surveillance
Cellular component (GO): cytoplasm
Source: RefSeq, a predicted model, not a curated record